Neopsephotus bourkii (Bourke's parrot) is the source of this 483-nucleotide messenger RNA. It is a transcript of the gene RPS19, whose product is annotated as ribosomal protein S19. Gene Ontology annotation, biological process: translation; ribosomal small subunit assembly. Bases 18 to 455 code for a protein of 145 amino acids. Gene Ontology annotation, cellular component: ribosome; cytosolic small ribosomal subunit. The transcript has 5 exons. Gene Ontology annotation, molecular function: structural constituent of ribosome; RNA binding. The record is from RefSeq and is a predicted model, not a curated record. Lineage: Eukaryota; Metazoa; Chordata; Aves; Psittaciformes; Psittacidae.
UCGCUCCGUGCCCGCAGAUGCCCGGGGUGACGGUGAAGGACGUGAACCAGCAGGAGUUCGUGCGCGCUCUCGCCGCCUUCCUGAAGAAGUCGGGGAAGCUGAAGGUCCCGGACUGGGCGGACACGGUGAAGCUGGCGAAGCACAAGGAGCUGGCGCCCUACGAUGAGAACUGGUUCUACACGCGUGCCGCCUCCACCGCGCGGCACCUGUACCUGCGGGGGGGCGCGGGCGCCGGCUCCCUCACCAAGGUGUACGGGGGGCGGCAGCGCCGCGGGGUCCGGCCCAGCCACUUCAGCCGCGGCUCCGGCGCCGUCGCCCGCCGGGUCCUGCAGGCGCUGGAGGCCCUCAAGAUGGUUGAGAAGGACCAGGACGGGGGGCGCAAGUUGACUCCGCAGGGGCAGCGGGACCUGGACCGCAUCGCGGGGCAGGUGGCGGCCGCCAGCAGGAAGCACUGAGGAGCUGAAUAAAAGCAGCGUGGAGAUG